This is a messenger RNA of Funneliformis mosseae, 213 nucleotides long. Lineage: Eukaryota; Fungi; Glomeromycota; Glomeromycetes; Glomerales; Glomeraceae. The record is from the annotation of a GenBank genome assembly.
CUUAUAACAAAAUUAGUAGAUCCUAGAACUAGAGUGUCUUAUGCUAAAAAUCUUAUAGAUACUAGUGAUGAAGGAUUAGAAGAACUAAAAGAAUUGAAUAAAAAAAGUUAUUCAUUUUAUGAUAAUAUAUUUGAAGAAAACAAUAAAGGAGCCUUUGAAUUUAAAGAUGAUAUUUUAGAAUACUUUUCAGAUGAUUUAGAUAAAGAUUUUUAA